CUCCCUCUCGUUAGCGGGCAUGCGCAUGCGCCGUGCGCGCUCCACCUCUUCCGCACGUCGCCGCCACUACUAGUGCGCCGCACGCUCGGCCCACAUUCUUUCCCCGCGCUCCAUGGCCGGCGAGGCCGCCGCCACCGGGCGGCUUCUCCUGGCCGCGGCGCUCAUCCUCGCGGUAGCCGCUGUCUCCGCGGUGGCUGAUCAGUCCGAGGACGCCGUGCUGCUGGCUUUCCGAGCGACGCUGCGAGGGCCGGAGGGCCUCCCUCCGGCGAAGCUGAGCCAGUGGCUGACCUCGGCCGGGCCCUGCUCCGGGAACGCGUCUCUGUGGGAGGGGGUGACGUGUCGCACCGGCGUCGUGCUGGUCCUGCGACUGGAGGUCCUCGGCCUGCAGGGCCCUGUGCCCAACCUCGACUUGCUCGCGCCGCUCCCAGGCCUGCGCUCGCUCAGCCUCGCCAACAACAACCUCACCGGCGCGUUCCCCGACGUGUCCGCCCUCCCCGCGCUCAGGAUGCUCUACCUGUCGCGGAACAGGCUCGCCGGCGAGAUCCCCGACGCCGCGUUCGCGCCUCUGAGGGGGCUCCAGGUGCUGCACCUGGAAGAGAACGCCUUCACCGGACCGAUACCGAAUUCCAUCAUCACGCCGACCAGGCUGCGGGAGCUGAAUCUCUCCGGCAACGGCUUCUCAGGGCAAAUCCCCGAAGAACUCCGACGAUUCAACGCCAGCAGCUUCCAAGGCAACAAAGGUCUAUGCGGCCCACCGCUCGGCGUCUCGUGCCCCAAAGAUCUCGGAUCGCCUUCCUCGUCACUGGCGCCGUCGUCAUCUAAAUCCGGCAGCAUGAAGAUACUCAUGAUCAUCGCCAUCGUGGUGGUCGCCGUCGGCGCGCUCCUGGCCGUCGCCGGCGUCUUGACGGCAGUCCACACCCGUCGCAACGAGCCACGCUAUGCCGGUGGCACCGAAACACUCGGCGGCAGUCCGGACGCCGCCAAGAUGAAGGUCGCCUCUACUCCGGCUGUCAAGAUCGAGAAGGGUGGCGCGGAGCAGCACGGCGGCGCGGUGACGCCCGCGUCUGCGAAGCGCAGCGGGCGGCUGGUGUUCAUCCAGGAGGGGCGGCAGCGGUUCGAGCUGGAGGACCUCCUCCGCUCCUCCGCCGAGGUGCUGGGCAGCGGCAACUUCGGCGCGUCGUACAAGGCCACCCUGCUGGACGGGCCGUCCAUGGUGGUGAAGCGGUUCAAGGAGAUGAACGGCGUCGGGCGGGAGGGCUUCUCGGAGCACAUGCGGCGGCUAGGGCGGCUCAUCCACCCCAACCUCCUCCCCGUCAUCGCCUACCUCUACAAGAAGGAAGAGAAGCUGCUCGUCACGGACUACAUGGUCAACGGCAGCUUGGCUCACCUCCUCCAUGGCGGGACAAGGUCGAGCCUUCCGCCGCUAGACUGGCCGAAGCGUCUCAAGAUCAUCAAGGGCGUGGCGCGCGGGCUGGCGCACCUGUACGGCGAGCUGCCGAUGCUCACCGUGCCGCAUGGCCACCUCAAGUCCUCCAACGUCCUGCUCGAUGCCACCUUCGAGCCGCUCCUGAGCGACUACGCGCUCGUCCCCAUCGUGACGCCGCAGCACGCAGCGCAGGUGAUGGUGGCGUACAAGUCGCCCGAGUGUGCGGCGCAGGGGGGGCGGCCGAGCAACAAGAGCGACGUGUGGAGCCUGGGCAUCCUCAUACUGGAGGUGCUCACGGGAAAGUUCCCGGCGAACAACCUCCGUCAGGGCCGCGCGGGCACCGACCUGGCCGGGUGGGUGCACUCGGUGGUGCGGGAGGAGUGGACCGGCGAGGUGUUCGACAAGGACAUGCGCGGCACCCGGAGCGGUGAGGGCGAGAUGUUGAAGCUGCUCAAGGUCGGGCUCAGCUGCUGCGAGGCGGACGUGGCCCGGCGCUGGGACCUCAGGGAGGCCCUCGCGCGCAUCGAGGAGCUUAGGGAGCGCGACGCCGGCGACGAGAGCAGCACUGCCUCAUCGUACGUCAGCGACGGUGAGGAGGCGUCGCGGCCCGGGGACCCGCACUCCCACUCCGCGUAGAACCUCCGCGCCAUCAGUGCAAGCCUUGUGUGCGUGUACCGUGCACCGUCGUGACAUAAGUUUCUGAGAGGCGCGGCCGGCGGCGUGCGUGACGGAGAUCGUCGGGGUCUGUAAUCGUGUCAGAAUUAACUUCGGCGCGUGUUAAUUAAACCGUAAGAUUUGGUAAACAAAGAGGGGGCGGGGUUGCGGUGAUGUCAGAAUAAGGCUGUGUGGCUUGUUUUCUGUUUG
Phragmites australis (common reed) is the source of this 2290-nucleotide messenger RNA. RefSeq names its product pollen receptor-like kinase 4. The transcript has 4 exons. Gene Ontology annotation, molecular function: ATP binding; protein kinase activity; protein binding. The coding region runs from base 113 to 2062 and encodes 649 amino acids. The record is from RefSeq and is a predicted model, not a curated record. NCBI's taxonomy places the organism in Eukaryota, Viridiplantae, Streptophyta, Magnoliopsida, Poales, Poaceae. Gene Ontology annotation, biological process: protein phosphorylation.